AUGAAGCAGCGCUUCUCCAGCCUAGACGUCAAGGUUAUAGCGCAUGAGCUCUCCGCAAAACUUAGCUCGCUUCGCGUUACCAACGUCUACGACCUUUCUUCUAGAAUCUUUCUCAUCAAGUUCCACAAGCCCGACCACCGCGAGCAGUUGCUCAUUGACUCUGGCUUCCGCUGCCACCUUACCGAGUAUGCACGCACUACCGCCGCUGCACCGUCGACCUUCGUCGCCAAAUUGCGCAAAUACUUGAAGACGCGCAGAGUAACCUCCGUCUCCCAAAUCGGCACCGAUCGCAUACUCGAGCUCCAAUUCUCCGAUGGCCUAUACAGACUAUACUUGGAGUUCUACGCUGGCGGCAACAUUGUCCUGACCGAUGCUGAAUUGAACGUACUAGGUUUGCUGCGCAACGUAGACGAGGGCGAGGAACACGAAAAGCUCAGGGUUGGGCUACAGUAUAAUCUCUCGCUACGUCAGAACUACGGUGGCGCGCCUGAACUCACCAAAGAGCGGGUUCGUCAAGCUCUCCAGAAAGCCGUCGACAGGCAGCAAGAGCAGCCAGCCGCAACAGCGAAGAAGGCAAAGAAGGCAGGCAAAGAUGCAUUAAGGAAGGCGCUCGCCGUCUCUAUCACAGAAUGUCCUCCGUUACUGGUCGAUCAUGCUCUACAUGCCGCAAACUUCGACUCCACACAGAAGCCGGAGCAGGUGCUUGCUGACAAUGAGCUACUCGACAGGCUAGUGGUGGUCCUGCGAGAUGCUAGAAAGAUCACAGACGACAUCACAAAGCCGGACCAGAUCAAAGGCUAUAUCCUAGCGAAGCCUAACCCAUCUGCACCAAAAGCAGAUGCAGACGCUUCUGACAAGUCUAAAGUUCUUUACGACGACUUUCAUCCCUUCCGGCCACAGCAAUUUGAGGGCUCAGACUACACGUUCCUGGAGUUUGAUGGAUUCAACAAGGCUGUGGAUGAAUUCUUCUCUUCUAUUGAGGGACAGAAGCUGGAAUCCAGACUGACAGAACGCGAACAACAAGCCAAAAAGAAGCUGGAGAAGGCACGUAAGGAGCAUGAAGACCGGAUUGGUGGGCUGCAACAAGUCCAAGCGUUGAACUUCCGAAAGGCAGAAACGAUCCUCGCAAACGUGCAUCGUGUUACCGAAGCCACCGAGGCUGUCAAUGGGCUAAUCAGACAAGGUAUGGACUGGGUCGACAUCGCGCGUUUGAUCGAGCGGGAGCAAGGUCAAGGAAAUGCAGUUGCGCAGCUGAUCCGAUUGCCGCUGAAGCUACAUGAGAACACCAUCACGUUACUACUCGACGAGACGAACUGGGAUCAAGGACAAGAGGAGGAUGAUGAGGGCAAUGAGACGAGCUCAGUCAGUGAAGACUCUUCAGACGAAGACGAAAGCCCUAAGAAGAAGGCUGCCCCUGUCAAGGUGGCUGCUCAACCACAGCUAGCGAUUGACAUUGACCUUGGACUUUCUGCCUGGGCCAACUCGACGGAAUACUUUGAUGAAAAGAAGACAGCCGCUAACAAGGAAGAGCGUACCCUUCAGGCAUCAACUAAAGCACUAAAGAGUCAUGAGAAGAAGGUAACGGAAGGUCUCAAGAAAGGACUAAAGCAAGAGAAGGACGUGUUACGACCCGUACGAAAACAGCAGUGGUUCGAGAAGUAUAUCUACUUCGUCUCGUCAGAUGGACAUCUUGUCCUCGGUGGCAAAGACGCUCAACAAAACGAGAUUAUCUAUCGAAGAUACCUUCGAAAAGGAGAUGUUUAUGUGCACGCCGACCUGAAAGGAGCCGCCCCCAUGAUCAUCAAGAACAAGCCCAACACUCCAGAUGCCCCAAUACCGCCAUCAACGUUAUCACAAGCGGGCCAUUUCUCCGUCUGCACUUCUGAAGCAUGGGACUCAAAGGCUGUCAUGUCAGCAUGGUGGGUACGCAGUGACCAGGUCAGCAAGACGGGCCAGACUGGCGAGUUUCUUCCCGCUGGCAUGUUCAACAUCAAGGGAAGGAAGGAGUUCUUGCCGCCCGCUCAAUUGGUUGUUGGCCUUGCAGUUAUGUUCGAGAUCAGCGAGCAAAGUAAGGCCAAUCACCACAAGCAUCGCAUCCAAGAAACCGCAGUUUCUGCUGCAGAUAUGGCGCCCGAGCCGACUGAUGAAGUGGCGGUCGUAGAGGCUGCCAAAUCUCAGAAUAGCGAUGAUGAGGAUGAUUUCCCAGAUGCGAAGAUCGACUCGGACUCAGACGAGGAUUUCCCGGAUGCGAAAAUGAAUCACACAGAUGAAAGCGAUGCCGAGUCAGAAGCUGCAGCUCCCAGAAGCAACCCCCUUCAAUCGAGAAAUACAGACACGCAGGAAGACUCUGACGCUGAAGACGAUAACUAUCCUGCAAACGAAGACUCGGAGUUUGUUAUGUCUGGAGGUAAGAGCGGAGUAACCCAAAACGAUGAUGUACAGGAUGCAGGUUCAGUGGCAGACACCGAACAGAGCCAAGGGGCCCUGAGCCGCCGCCACCUGUCAGCGAAAGAACGUCGACUACUGAAGAAAGGACAACUCCCCGGAUCAACUUCACCCUCGCUCGAGUCAGCAUCCAGGGCCAAAGAUGCAACUGGAGAAGAGAGCGCCUCCGCCGAUGAAGACGCUGUAGCAGCUGUAAAAGCUGCAGGAACAGUAACCACGCAAGCUUCGAAAGCGACAAAUGGUCCUCUACCUCGCGGCAAGCGCGGAAAGGCAAAAAAGCUAGCCUCCAAGUAUGCGGCUCAAGAUGAGGAAGAUCGCGCGCUAGCCAUGCGUCUCCUGGGCUCCAAGUCCGGUCAACAGGCCGCCGAAGUCGCAGCCCAAGAAAAGCGCCAAAAGGAGGAACAAGCACAGGCAGACAAACAGCGCCGCCGCGAUCAGCACCUUCGCGCUCAAGCCGCAGGCAAGGCAGCUGAGGAAGCGCGACGUGCCGCUCUCGAGAAUGCCGCCCAAGAAGACGACGAUGAAGGCGAUGAGGCCCUCAAGGUUAAUCUCCAAAACCUAGAUGCAUUUACCGGCAGGCCUCUACCAGGCGAUGACCUCCUUACCGCAAUACCUAUCUGUGCACCUUGGUCCGCUCUCAGCGCGUAUAAAUACAAAGCUAAAAUUCAGCCCGGAUCCACCAAGCGCGGGAAAGCCGUCAAAGAAGUACUCGCCAUCUGGGACCACGCGGGCAAGGAUACAAAAGCGACAGAUCAAAGCAGUCAAGACGUGGAGAGGAUUUGGCCCAGAGAGGUUGAGCUGAUACGGGCAUGGAAAGAAACCGAGGUGGUGGGCGUUGUCCCCGUGUCUAAAGUAAGGGUAAUGAUAGCGGGCGGACGGCGUGGUGCGGAUAUUGCAAAGGGCAAGAAGAAAAGUGCAAGAGGCGGGAGAGGUUCGAAGAAGAAAUGA
This is a messenger RNA of Cucurbitaria berberidis CBS 394.84, 3393 nucleotides long. RefSeq lists its product as uncharacterized. Bases 1 to 3393 code for a protein of 1130 amino acids. Gene Ontology annotation, biological process: ribosome-associated ubiquitin-dependent protein catabolic process; rescue of stalled cytosolic ribosome. The transcript is spliced from 3 exons. NCBI's taxonomy places the organism in Eukaryota, Fungi, Ascomycota, Dothideomycetes, Pleosporales, Cucurbitariaceae. Gene Ontology annotation, molecular function: ribosomal large subunit binding; tRNA binding. The record is from RefSeq and is a predicted model, not a curated record. Gene Ontology annotation, cellular component: RQC complex.